GAAAAUCUGGGUGCAAAGUACACUAGCCUCGGUAUCAAACUGAACUCUGCUGGCGUCACACUACAUGUUAUGCAGUUGCCCUUGGCACAUAAACAAGUUAUGACGCUCGAGCUAGCCCACUUUCUGACCUGGACCAAUAGGGUAGCAAAUUGACAUGUAAAUAAGCUUAUUAUGUAUUGAGGUGGAAUCAAUUAUGCCAUAUAAGGAAAACGAGGACGGCACGGGUUGAUCGUGUUUAUUUCGUAUCGAGUGUUCUAGAAUAUACAAAAAUACAUAUAGCUUACACAAAAUAACAAAAGGAAAUCUUUACAUUUUUCCGACUUUUUUGUGUUAUUACUUCAUCCUAGCUAAUUUUUAAUCGUAAACAACAAGUAAUAGAUUACACUGAUUUUUCUUAUCUUUUUUUUUUUUUGUGCGACGUUUAAAAUAAUAUGACAUAAUAUAACCCAAUGUUUUCGUCGCAACGCUUUCAAUGAACUGCUGAUUCAGUGCUAUAAUUUUUCAUUUUUAAUAAACUGGUAUAUGCACGGGCACGUUCAGAAAUUUGAAAAUAAGGAAGCAUCGGUUCUGUAUUAUACAUAAUUUCAUGAAGACUGCAUAAUAAGGUGAUAUUUAGAAAUCUCUUUUUUUUUCCCAUCGGCUUAAUUGCGCUUUUCCUGUACGUUAGCUAAUUUCCUUAUCGUAAACAACAAUAAUACUUCCUCCACGCAUUUUCUUCCGUUCUCUUCCCGUAUUGUUCACAAGAGUAUUAUGCUCGACAUGUAUAUAUACUUAAUAAUACUAAGUAGGUCGGAGAAGUUUCUCAACACAACGCCAAAAAGGUUCAAGAGCUACUUGUAUAAAUACAUUACAAGCAAGGCUGAGAUGGCUGCAAGUACAAAGUGCAACAACUGUGAAAUUAAUGCUGCAGAGAUCACCUGUGAACAGUGCCACAGUGAGCUUUGUAACAACUGCUCUCAAACAAUUCACCAACACAAAAUAAUGCAGAAGCAUACUCUAAAAAAAAUAAAUGUGCCACCAAAAGUGCCCCCGAAGCCCACUUUUGAUAAAGCAGCAGCAAAGGAUGAAAUUUACAAGCCAUUGUGUCAAAAACACAAAAAAACAAUUAUAAAUGUUUGCAAAGACGACGAACUACUGCUGUGCAUACAAUGUCAAGAUGAAGAACACCAAGGUCACCAAACAGUCAGCCUUCUCUCUGCCACCAAAGCCGCUUCUAAGACCAUCAAAAGUCAACUGCAAAAAAUGCAAGAUGACCUUAUACAACUUCAAGACUUACAAAAAGACAUUUCUGGAGAAGAAAACCUCCUUUCUGAAAAGACAUCACAGAUCAAAUGUGACAUGAUGACCAGGAAACAGAAACUAUGUGACACUAUUGACAAGAUUGCACAAAAUUUAUUGAUGAUGGCUGACAAAGAAACGAGCACUGGAAAAGAGACACUUACAGCCACUGUGAAUCAAAUCGUUGAUCAAAUUCAGAAGACUGAAGCUGCCAUAAUGGAUGCAAAUGCCACUGUGGUCAAAGGUUCACCAGAAGAAAUCCUCAAUCUUCGAAAACAUCUCCAACAUGUUACUGCAGAUUUUGCAGAAGAAUACCAAGCCAUUGUAAAUAAAUCUUCCGAGAUGAAGCACUUGGCAGAAAACCUUGAGUCCAACUUCUACGCAUCAGUUGUAGCAAUGAUGAACUCAGACACUGGAGAUUCAACACAAUUUGACCAUAAAUACCUCACAGGAAUGUUGACUGGUGUUACUUGUACAACAGAAGAUUCUAAAGUUCCUGACUAUGAAAACACUGAGCUACUGGAAAAGGCACAACAUGGAAACUAUGCUAAUGUUGAAGAUGGCAACAAAGGGUCAAUAAAUGCUAAGGAGGAGGAUGAAGAAGACCAGGAUGAGGACUACAUUCACAUGUUCAACUUGGAAACAGUAAAGGAAAUGCAAGAGGCUUCACUGAAACGGAUGUCACAGGCAUUAGAUUUGGAUGUUUAUGAAAAUACAAACUUGAGACCAAAGUUACUACUGGACAGACAUGCUGUGGACUAUACUGAACUCCUUCAUAAAACAGACUGCAGAGAGGUGUGGGUAGGGACUGUUUAUGGCAUGCCUGCUACCAUCAAUGUCCUCAACAUUAACUCUGUGGAUGAACAACAACUGCAUAGUCAAGCUACUGAACUCGCCUCCUUUCAACACCCACACCUGGCCACCAUGUUGACCUGCCUGGAAGGAGAGCCGUACUUUGUGGCCACAGAACAUUUCCCUCAAGGGUCUUUGCUUGACUUUAUGGCUGAAGAUAUGGGGGAAACCUUAGGACUGAGACUUUUGUUACAAAUAGCCUCUCAGAUUGCUGCAGGAAUGGCAUACCUUGAAGAAAUACAUUUUGCUCAUGGUUAUUUGAAGUCUACCAAUGUAUUUAUCCUAACAUCUGAUCCAGAUCACUUUAAAGUCAAAGUGGAAUUGUGUCCAUGGAAAAAAGCUGCCAAAGACUUCACUCCUCCAAUCCGGUGGGCUGCACCGGAGGUUAUCAAGUAUGGUAAGAAGGGAAUAUCUUCAAUGUCUGAUGUCUGGUCCUUUGCUGUUGUUAUGGUUGAAAUGGCAACUUUGGGGAAACUACCAUAUGAAGGCAUGACCGAGAUGGAAGUAUUGCAGAAAGUACAAGAAGGAUACCACCUGCCUAUUCCCCACAAUGAGCACUAUGAAUUCCCCCAAGAAAUAUAUGAAGAGCUUCUCAAGUGUUGGUCACUGGAGCCAAGUCAACGUCCCAAAUUUGAAUUUCUCCAUACCUACACUGAGGAUAUGUUCCACAUAACACCAGAGGAUUAUCUGAGGCCCACUGACUGGGUUCAAAGUUCAAAACAAAUACAUUAUGUGUGAGACAUAUGUGCCAGAACACCUUGAGCAUCAGUGAGAGGUGUUCAUCGCAUAUAUCGCAAGAGGGUGGCAGUGUAUUAUUUGAGAUACAUACCAAGAAAAAAGAGAUUUAGUUAACCCAUAAAACACCUUUAAAACUAUACUCCAAUAUCACACUCUAGAGAUGUUAUAUGUAAUAAGCUUAUCCAGCCAGGUAAAAUUCCAAAUUAUUGAAAUGAAGACUGAAAAUCCUGAAAUCGGGUAUAAUCCUGAAAACUUUCACCCAUGUACAGAGGCGGAUCCAGAGAUGGCAUACCUUCGGAAAGACCCAGAAGACAGCCUCAAUCCACCCCUGAUGUAGACGGUUGUUUUUUCAUGCAUGCUACAUUAUCAAAUACUCAAAAAUAAACUCAGAACUCUUGAACCUCUAAAAUCAGAACUCUUGUAAAACAAAGGCAAAGCCUUGUUAUAUACCAAAACAGAAACACUUACG
Messenger RNA from Lingula anatina, 3337 nucleotides. RefSeq lists its product as uncharacterized. The record is from RefSeq and is a predicted model, not a curated record. Gene Ontology annotation, molecular function: protein kinase activity; zinc ion binding; ATP binding. Gene Ontology annotation, biological process: protein phosphorylation. Lineage: Eukaryota; Metazoa; Brachiopoda; Lingulata; Lingulida; Lingulidae.